This is a messenger RNA of Dermacentor silvarum, 771 nucleotides long. RefSeq lists its product as uncharacterized. The record is from RefSeq and is a predicted model, not a curated record. The transcript has a single exon. Lineage: Eukaryota; Metazoa; Arthropoda; Arachnida; Ixodida; Ixodidae. Bases 1 to 771 code for a protein of 256 amino acids.
AUGUACAGUUACAUCCGCGACUUCCUUUCCCAACCCACAGCCACACUCACCCUGGGGGACCACCGGCUUUCCCGUGUCUCACUGGGAGCGCGGAGGACGCCUCAGGAUACUGUGCUGUCUCCCAUCCUCUUCAACAUAGCCCUUCUCCAACUCCCCAACCAACUCUCCCAAGUCCACGACAUACAUUUCAGCUUCUAUGCCGACGACAUCACUGUCUGGGCCAACCGAGGCAGUGAUGCCAACAUGGAGUGCAACCUACAGUCGGCCCUCAAAAUCAUCGACUCGUACGUUCGCGCGGGCGGCCUAGCCUGCUCCCCUUCCAAAUCAGAACUUUUCCUCUACUGCCCCAGGCCGCACGACCCCGUCAACCCUCCCAUCUCACUCACGCUAGGGAACCAUCCCAUUCCCCUAGUCUCUAAGAUUCGCAUCCUGGGCCUCGUCCUUCACUCCCACGGCGCGCAUGUCGACACCAUCCAAGCUCUCCAGAUCCAAACCCUACAAGCCACCCGUCUGAUUCGGCGCGUGACACAUCGACGCGCGGGUUUACGAGAGCAGAACACUCUCCCCCUCACCCAAGUCUACAUCACGAGCCACACGGCGUACGCAUUUCCAUACCCCCCCCCCCUAAAGCAGAAAAGGCGGGACCGCAUCAACGCGCUCCUCAGGAGCUGCACGAAGGUGGCCCUCUGCCUACCCCCAGCACCUCCACUGCCCGGCUCCUCAACCUCGGUACCCACAAUACGUUUGAAUAGCUGGCAGAAGCAACCUUAA